GCGUUUUGCUCAUCACAUGCUCUCCAUUGCAACCUCUACCGACCAACCAGAAAUCCCCCCACACUCCCCCAAUCCUCAUCUCAAUUCUCAAGUACUUCAACCCAGUCAUUCCAUCCUGUGAUCUCCCAUGGAAAGAAACAAACCAAAAAUCUGAAGAAAAAAAAUCAAGAGAGACAAAAGGCAUAUGCAGAGGUUAAUAUACACAGAGUGAUCUAUCUGUCCGUACACUGUAGCUUAUCAAUCUGGGAAAACAGAGGGCGAAAUGAUGUGCUGCUACAUAGGGAAAGCGACGAAGAUCUUCAUCUUCAUUGUCACUCUUCUGGUAGUGACUGGCCUUGUCUUGGGGCUCCACGGAUUUAUCAGGAAACAUCUCAAUCACAAGGAUGCCGACAAUACAUCUUGCUCCGCCGAUUCUUGCGACCUCACUGCAAACCCUAAUUCCCAAAUCAAUCCCAUUUCUGCUUUCCCCAACCCAAAUUCUGGUAGUGUCCCGCCAAACAACGGCCCGUCGUCCGCUGCACAGCCGCCGCCUCCGCCGGGGAGUUUAAAUCCUAGCCUGAACAAUCCCAAUUUGACUCCUCCUUCCCCUCAAUUACAGGCCUCCACACCUCCACCACCCCAAUCGCAGUCCGUCUCCGCUCGGCCGCCAUCAUUGAGCCCUCCCGGCGCAGCUUUGGUAGCCUCAGGUCCUGUCCAUUCUUAGCUAGAAUAGGAAGGAGUUUUUUUUAUUCAUUUUAUAUUACAUUUGGCCCAUAGCAUUAGCCUAUUUUCGGUCGAUUCACUUUCUUGUUAUUCCUUGUAAUGGUGAUGAUGAUUGGCAUGAGCCUCUCUACAGGGGUUCUGUAUGUGUGGAGAUUUUUUUUUUGGGAAAUUUUACUUUGCACCCAUAGUUUGGGUUAUAUUUGACUUACC
Molecule: messenger RNA, 912 nt
Organism: Cuscuta epithymum
Lineage: Eukaryota; Viridiplantae; Streptophyta; Magnoliopsida; Solanales; Convolvulaceae
Source: the annotation of a GenBank genome assembly